Messenger RNA from Phytophthora nicotianae INRA-310, 1056 nucleotides. RefSeq lists its product as hypothetical. The record is from RefSeq and is a predicted model, not a curated record. Bases 1 to 1056 code for a protein of 351 amino acids. The transcript has 6 exons. NCBI's taxonomy places the organism in Eukaryota, Oomycota, Peronosporomycetes, Peronosporales, Peronosporaceae.
AUGAGUCUCAACGAGCAUGAUGCCGCGGCGUCGGGUCUCAUGGGUGUGGAGGAGACGCCACCUCCUGCGCCGCUGGUGAGGGCGUUGGGUCCUCAGCAGGCUGAGGUUGUGAUUAAGCGCAAUCAGUCCAAGUACGACUUCGUCAAGGUGCGCGUGUGGGUCGAAGAUCACGUCUACGUGUUGUCCCGCUACCUGCUGUGUCGCGCGCUGGUCAGCGCCAAGAUUAAUUCGAGGGACGCAGUGCAGAUUUCGCUGGAUCUGAAGAGGACGCUGGUGGAUCUAAAUUUCACGGACAUUGUACAGGAGCAGUUCGAGGACUUCCUGUACAAGACGAUGCUUGUAUUCGGAUAUGGGGAACCUCAGAUCUCGUGCUACAGGAUGAUGUCCAGUUUCCAUCGCAACCGUGUUCCUCUGCUGAUCAUGCUGGCAGGUACAGCUUGCAUCGGGAAAUCUACACUUGCCACAAAAUUGGCCGACCGACUCAAUCUUUCGAGUGUACUGCAGACUGAUCUCAUCUUCGAGCUCAUGUGCAACUUCUCAGGGCAAGAAAAAACGUCUUAUAUUAUGACGAAGUUUCAGUCGACGGACGAUCUUAUCGCUGAAUAUCAGAAGGAGUGUGAAGUGGUCCGCAAGGGGGUUAAAUCCGACAUCGACAAGUGUCUGAAGGACGGCAAGUCACUCAUAAUUGAAGGUUUCCACAUCGAUCCCCGCCUGUACCAGAAAACCAUUGGCGCGCCUGAAAAAGACAGCAACGCAAGUUGCUCUGGAAUUGUAGUACCUUUCCUGCUAACUCUGGACGAAGAGGAUCACCACAACUUUAUGACGAACUCUCCUGAUCCACGAUACCGUGGUGACAAGAACGAAGUUGGCUUCCGCAACUUGCAGGAUGUGCAGAACUAUUUGGUUUCUCACAACCAGGAGAAGGACAUGCUUCCAUUCACUGAAAUUCGCAUCAACCUUCACUCGUUCCACGACACAUUGGACUACCUACACGAUGUAGUGCUCAAGCGUAUUGAGGAGGUGUUCGUAAGUAAUAAGGCAGCGGGAGCUAAGUAG